This is a messenger RNA of Saccoglossus kowalevskii, 3094 nucleotides long. RefSeq names its product transmembrane protein 59-like. The record is from RefSeq and is a predicted model, not a curated record. NCBI's taxonomy places the organism in Eukaryota, Metazoa, Hemichordata, Enteropneusta, Harrimaniidae.
UUUCGUGAGAUUGCCAAGUGACAACACAGAAUUUGCAGGAAACAAAAUGGCUCCUGGAAGAGUGUUUUUGUUGACUUUGGUCUGCACUUUGUCGUCAAAAUUCGUCCUUUCAUCGGACAUUUUCAACAAUAUACUGGACGAUGUCUCACCGUGCGUGAACGUGUGCGAUGACACAUACUCACCUGAAACGAUUUUAGACACAGAUAAUAAGGUGGACGAUCUAAAUGCUUGUAAAAGAGGAUGUCGCAUGUUUUCCGUAAUGGAGCUCAUAGUGGAUCAGUCUGAUGAUUUUAAUACAACAUAUCAACAUUGUUCAGCAGCUUGUUCUGAGGCCUACCAGUUAUCUCUAAGUAGCAGAUAUGCUUGCAACUUAGGGUGUAAAAGCGAAGUACCAUUUGCAAAACAAAGGCAACAAGAUGUUGAAGAUCUGCCACCUAGAAUUCAUAUUCUAGAACCUCUAAUGAUGGUUCGUAGUUUUUAUAACAAUUUUGUGGACAAUGCUAGAAGCUAUGCAUCCUGGUCUUGGUCUAUGUAUGUGGAAUCAGAAAAUGGUAAAGUUUAUAUGUUUAGCUCUGAGCCAGAAAUAUAUACAGCUAAUCCGUCAAUGGAAAGACUCGUAGCUGGAUCAGACAAAAUACAGCGUGAUAUGGAAACUAACCUGCAGCCCAUCAAGAAAGAUGAAUCUACCAUGUAUCCAGAUAUAGAUAAUAAUAGUGACUGGCUGGGAUGUGUCUCUAAGAAAUCUGGUUUACCUCGCUGGGUAUUGAGUGCCACUAUAUUACUUUCAUCCAUGGCGUUGUUAUGGCUGUGUUGUGCUACAGCAGUCACAGCUCCCGAUCAAAGAGUACCAAAAGAGAAACUAAGUAUUUAUGGUGAUUUGGAAUACUUGAGUGAAAGCAAAGGAAAAUAUCCAUAUCCAAUCUAUAUCAAACCUACCUUAGCGCACGGCGAUGAUGAAGCAGAACCAUUACCAAUUAAAAUUGAUAUUUCUAAAGAACAGUCACAAAUCUGAACAUAUUAUUGCUUUGCACUUUUACAUUCUUCGCUUAUUUCAAUGAAUUUGUAAAAAAAAAUGUUGGUUACAGAAAUUCAGCCUUAAACUGUGUGUAGCUUAUGACUUACAAUUUUCUUCAUGCAUGUUUUCGUGCGAGAACUUAAACAUAUUAUUGUAAAUUGUGGGUGGGGUUGAUAAUGUGAAGCCCACAUCAGCCAAUAUUGACUCCCUAGUCAGUUUUGUGUAGUUCUAAGGCCACUUAACAUGCUGGUGAUAAAGCCUCCAUGUAAUAUAGUGGGAUAAUUUUACAUACCACAAAAUAUACCACACUUGCACUACAUACCCCCCCCCCCCCCACUUAGAAAUUAUGAUAAAUGUAUUUGUGAUUUUUAAAUAAUAUGAGGUGAUUUUUGUUAUUAGGUAUUUUAACAUAAUCAUUCUGUUAUCGGUAUAUUGUGAUUAUUGGUUUAUAUGUCUAUACUUAAACAGAAAUUUUGUCAGGAUUUGUGUAUGUGGAAUAUUUUUGGAGGAAGUGGGUGGUAUUUUUGUCUUAAUUAAUAUCUGCAAAUGUCGAGAGAAAUUAUUAAAAAUGUUGUCAUUUGAUUGUCUGUGUUUCAUAGUAUUAAUUUCCCAGCAUACUUAUUAAUAUUUAUGUUGUGCACUCACUGAAUAUUAGUUGGUUGAACUUUCCACUAGUGUGGGGUUUCAAAUUUAUGAACUGUAUAAUUAUCGUCUCUCCAUCACUUAAGUACAUGUAGGUCAUCACGAGAACACAUAUACAUCGACUACUGUGAUCUGUUAGUUGGACCACAUGCUAUUAGUUCAACCUCCUGCUUUUCUGGGGAUUCACCUUGGUAAUUUUUUUUAAUGAACAAGAAAUAACUAUUUAGUGUAUUAGUAGUAGUUCUAUUAGUAGUGUAUGCUCUCACAAUUAAGCUUAUGGCAAAUUUUGUAUAUUGGAGAUAAGCUUCAGGUAGAGCAUACCUUUUAGCUUUUCAGUGUUUCAUGCUUUACUGUUUGAAAAUACCUUCUUGAUCGCUUCAGUUCUACAAGUGGUUGACUAAAACCCAUUCAACCACUAAAAAAAUAUUCAGUUUUUUAAAUUUCACCAUUUCAGCCACCUCCAAAAAUAAUAAUUUGUUACUGGUCCAACUAAUGAACAGAUAAUGGUAUUUAACAAAACUAUAAAAAACUUGCAUUUAAAUUAACUCUAGGCUGCAGUGAUGUGAUCAAUUUCAUCCUUUACAGGGAGUGGGACCUACUCAAUGCUAUUGGGAAACAUGACAAUUUUUAAUAUAGAGUGGCAUGUUUUGAAUUUGAAUUAGAAUAGCAAAUAAACAAGCUUGAUUGGCUGAUUACUAGGCUCUACACAUUUUACUUGUUAAUGAGAGAUUAACUUACAGGAAACAAUUGGGGUGUAUAUAUUUAUUACAUAUAUUUACAUUAAUGUCACAUGAAAUAAUUGUUUAUUUGUCAUGCAUAUUUCACUUCAAUGAUUCGGAUGUGUACUGUAUUGGUCACAUUCAUUCUACUAUUUGACGAUAAACAUGAAUUUAUAUAAAAAUCAGAUUUUAUUGUAACACAAAUCAUGAAAUUAAUGCCAAGUUACUGUUGAUUUAUGCUGGUAUUCAUUUAAAUAGUUUUUCGGAGGUAUAACCGAUCGUCGGGAAUUAACAUGGUGGGAAUUUAAAAUCAAAGUGAAAGCAUUAUACUUAAACUCUUGUUAGAUACAGUGUGUGACAGAAACCUGUUACCUUAGUUUAUCAAACACUCAUUUAUAAAACGAAAUUGGUCAAUUGGCAAUCAACACCCAGGUAGAAUUUAUAAAACUUUCACAGGUUACUGUCGUGCACUGUAACUUAUUUUAUUAUCAUGGCUUGCAGAGUCUUGACUGGCUGACAAGUAGAAUGCCUUUAAAUCUGAAAUCAGUUUCUACUCGCAUGGUAAAUAAUAAUUUCAAGGGUUCGAUAUAUCGGUAAUAUUGUUUUGAUCAUAAUUUUCACAAUUUCAGUUCAUUGGCCUAUUUACAUAUUUUCCAACUUUUGUGUUUUAUUUGUAGAAUUUAAUCUGUAUUAAUAAAAAAGGGAUACUGGUGAAGAA